AAGGGAGCAAAAGAGCCUCUUCUUCUCCUCUACUAAGACCUUAGCUGUGUGAGUGAAGAUGUGUGAUGAGGAAGAAACCACUGCACUGGUGUGUGAUAACGGCUCUGGAUUGGUUAAAGCUGGAUUCGCUGGUGAUGAUGCUCCCAGAGCCGUCUUCCCGUCUAUCGUUGGCAGACCUCGCCAUCAGGGUGUGAUGGUGGGUAUGGGUCAGAAGGACAGCUAUGUGGGAGAUGAAGCUCAAAGCAAAAGAGGCAUUCUAACUCUUAAAUACCCUGUUGAACAUGGUAUCAUCACUAACUGGGAUGACAUGGAGAAGAUUUGGCAUCACACUUUCUACAAUGAGUUGCGAGUGGCUCCUGAAGAGCAUCCAGUCCUGCUCACUGAAGCUCCUCUCAACCCCAAAGCCAACAGAGAGAAGAUGACACAGAUUAUGUUUGAGACCUUUAAUGUCCCUGCCAUGUACGUAGCCAUUCAGGCUGUGCUGUCAUUAUAUGCAUCUGGCCGUACCACUGGGAUCGUGUUGGAUGCCGGUGAUGGUGUAACCCAUAAUGUGCCUGUGUAUGAGGGUUACGCUCUUCCGCAUGCCAUCAUGAGGCUUGAUUUGGCCGGUCGAGAUCUGACAGAUUACCUGAUGAAGAUUCUCACUGAGAGAGGGUACAGCUUUGUCACUACAGCUGAGCGUGAAAUCGUGAGGGACAUUAAGGAAAAGCUGUGCUAUGUUGCUCUGGACUUUGAGAAUGAGAUGGCCACUGCUGCUUCUUCUUCUUCUCUGGAAAAAUCGUACGAGCUCCCUGAUGGGCAGGUCAUCACCAUCGGCAACGAGCGUUUCCGUUGCCCAGAAACUCUCUUCCAGCCUUCUUUCAUUGGUAUGGAGUCGGCUGGUAUCCAUGAAACCACAUACAACGGCAUCAUGAAGUGUGAUAUUGACAUCCGUAAAGACCUUUAUGCCAAUAAUGUCCUGUCUGGAGGCACCACCAUGUAUCCAGGUAUUGGAGACAGGAUGCAGAAAGAGAUCACAGCUUUAGCUCCCAGCACUAUGAAGAUCAAGAUGAUUGCUCCUCCUGAGCGUAAAUACUCAGUCUGGAUUGGAGGCUCCAUCUUGGCUUCUCUGUCCACAUUCCAACAGAUGUGGAUCAGCAAGGAUGAGUAUGAAGAAGCCGGACCUUCCAUUGUCCACAGGAAGUGCUUCUAAACCUGCACCGAGGCACGCACACAAUUCUCACAUCAGCUCAUGUACUCAUGAGGAUCUGUAAAUACACUGUCAGUAGUGUGGUUUCCAGGCCCCUAUUUUUAUGCAAAUUCAUAUUUUGCUUUAUAAAUUAAUAUAAACAUUUUUUUAUAGCACUUCAGUUUUUGUGAAACAUUUGGAUUAUAACACCUCUCCUCACCCUUUUAACAUCCGCUUUCAGCACUGCACUGAUAAAUUCCGUACAUGAGAACAUGACUGUGAUUUACUUCGUGCUGAAACAUUUGCUUUCAUGUUUUAUUUGAAUUCAAUUGCAGUAAAUUUUGGUAUAAACCCACA
Messenger RNA from Tachysurus vachellii, 1525 nucleotides. RefSeq names its product actin, alpha cardiac muscle 1-like. The transcript has 9 exons. The coding region runs from base 59 to 1192 and encodes 377 amino acids. The record is from RefSeq and is a predicted model, not a curated record. Lineage: Eukaryota; Metazoa; Chordata; Actinopteri; Siluriformes; Bagridae.